AUGGAUAAGCCCACGGAACCGUCACAUAGCAUACUGACCAAGUUCUCCCGCAUCACCAAGAGACCGCAACAACCAUUGACAGACCUCACCGAUCUCUACAGCAGGAUCGCCAAUGAGUCCAUAUACUACUCUAAGCUGGAAGAACAGCACCGCUACACCGCCGCGUUGCAGGGGUGGAAGGCCCUCUCCACGGAUGCCAUGUUCAAACUUACAUGCAUCGAACAUUCCUAUCCGAACGUGCAAUCAUACUCCCGAGAUGAGGUCAGUCUGCAGAACGGGAUCAGAGAACUCUACUUGAAGAGUCUCACCCAUAUUGAGACUGUACAGAAACUGUGCAACAAGGAUGCGGACACGGACAGAACAUCCUCUUUUACUAGAAGGGAACGACCCGCACUGGAUCAACAACAUCAUUAUUCGUUGCAUUCCACUUCGAGAAGAAUGAUGGUAUCCCUGAGAUCACGUCAUUUGCAACCAACGAAAAGUCUCAACUCUCUUUCAUAUUCCAAUUCCAAUUUAAAGCAUAAUAAUAAUAAUAAUCAUCCACAUUCUUCCACAGCAUCUGCAUCGUCAUCCGCAUCUGCAUCGCAACACAGAAUUAACUUCACGCCCUCCAGACCACUAACCUUCCAUGACAAGGACCCAUCACCAUCGCUGUCGUCGUUACCUACAUCUUCGACAACACAGCAACGUCCAGCAUCAGAAUUCGAUAUGGAAGAUUACUUCGAUUCCUAUAUGGAGGACGAUGAUGGAGACGAAAGUGAGUGCCAGACUGACGAUUCCCCGUCUUUGACCAACCUUUCCAUCGAUACAGACUCGCAAAUACCCACGUUACCGCCGUUACCACCUCCCAUACCGUCGGCACCACCACCACUUCCAUCCGUAAAUAAGAAGAAAGUCGUGAAGAAUGUGAAGGCGAACAAGUCCACGCCGGAAUUGCCCAAACCCACCAUCAAGAAGAAACAACAACAACAACUGCCCUCCAAUACGAAAACGAAAUCCAAAUCCGCGUCCUCAUCGCCCCUACCGUCUUUAACCAUGAAGAAAUCAAAUUACUCCAAGUUGAAGAGGAAAGACGUCAAGGAUAGAGACCCAAAAUUGGCACAUUCGGCGGCUCAAAAGGUAUACUUGAAGAAAACCCCAUCGCCACAGACAACAACAACAACAACAAAGAAACCGGCACCCAAAAAUACAAGAACUCCCCAGAAACCUCAACAAAAGAAGACGCCAUCUUCGCCACCACCACCAGCAGCAGCAGCUAAGAAACCAUCGUCUCCCUCAACAGAUUCACUGGAGGACGAUAUCAUAGACACAUUAGCCGGAGUGGAUAAGGCGGCAGCAAAACAAAUCUUUCAGGAGAUCGUCGUUAAGGGUGACGAAGUACAUUGGGAGGACAUUGCCGGUUUGGAUACUGCCAAGAAUUCUUUAAAAGAGGCAGUGGUAUACCCAUUUUUACGUCCUGAUUUAUUCCAUGGAUUAAGAGAACCUAUUAGUGGGAUGCUCUUGUUUGGUCCUCCGGGAACGGGGAAGACGAUGCUUGCGAGAGCUGUUGCUACAGAAUCCAAAUCUACUUUUUUCUCCAUUAGUGCUAGUAGUUUGACAUCUAAGUAUUUGGGGGAGAGUGAGAAGUUGGUGAGGGCUUUAUUUGCUGUGGCGAAGAAGCUUUCACCGUCCAUUGUGUUCAUUGAUGAGAUUGAUUCCAUAUUGGGGAGUAGAAAUAAUGAGAGUGAGAAUGAAUCGAGUCGACGUAUCAAGAAUGAGUUUUUAAUUCAAUGGUCUUCCUUAACCGCAGCAGCAGCAGCUUCCAGUACUGAUGGGAACGAUGCUAAUAAAGUUCUUGUCCUGGCAGCAACGAAUUUACCCUGGUGUAUCGAUGAUGCUGCUAGAAGAAGAUUUGUUAGACGUCAAUACAUUCCGUUACCUGAGGCAAGCACACGAAUUGUGCAAUUCAAGAGGCUUUUAUCUCGUCAAAAGAAUGAUUUGACGGAAGCUGAUUUCAUUGAACUUAUAGAUUUAACGCAGGGGUUCUCAGGCAGUGAUAUUACUGCUUUGGCUAAGGAUGCUGCCAUGGGACCACUACGAGAAUUGGGGGAUAAAUUACUGGAUGCGUCGCGGGAUAAUAUUCGAGCCAUAAACAUCAACGAUUUCAAGAACAGUUUGAAAUAUAUAAGGCCAUCCGUCUCCGAGGAGGGAUUGAUCGAAUAUGAGGAUUGGGCGGAAAAAUUUGGUUCUUCAGGUGUAUAG
Naumovozyma castellii is the source of this 2241-nucleotide messenger RNA. It is a transcript of the gene SAP1, whose product is annotated as putative AAA family ATPase SAP1. The coding region runs from base 1 to 2241 and encodes 746 amino acids. Lineage: Eukaryota; Fungi; Ascomycota; Saccharomycetes; Saccharomycetales; Saccharomycetaceae. The record is from RefSeq and is a predicted model, not a curated record. The transcript has a single exon.